AUGAUACGAGCAGCACAUGUAGUACUUGAUUACUUUUUUACUUCAUAUCAUCGACGAUUAUUGAAAAGAACGAAAACAAAUACAGUAUCUAAUUGUGUCAUGUUUUUAUAUGCGCCUUGUGAAAGCAAUUUAACAUUGGAUGUAUUCGAUAAAAAAGAGCGUACUGAUGAUUACCAUAAUCUUGAUUCAUUUGUUGUACCUUUUGGUGAGCCAAUUGAUGAGUUAAGGAUCUAUAUUAAGCCAGUAAUUGGUAAAGCUUCUAUUAUAUUAAAGUGUAAUGAUUCGCAUUUAUCUGUUGAUCAUCGAAAUUUAGCCUAUCGCGCAGCUGGUGCUUAUCUUGCACAUCUUGAUAAACCGUUUCUAAUUAAAAUUGAUUUAUAUAAACGUAUACCAGCAGAAGCAGGACUUGGUGGUGGUAGUAUAGAUGCAGCAGUUGUUCUAUGUGCCUUCAAUACUUAUUUUAAUCAAGCUAUUGAUCGAACGAUAUUAAUGGCAAUAGCAGCUCAUCUCGGCUCUAGUGUAUCGCUAUUUUUAGGAUAUUUAUCGUUGGAUACAUCACAAACAAUAUUUUUCAAUUCAAAUUAUUUUCAUUCAGGUCAACCAUUGCAUACAUAUAAUAAUUGUAUUCAAAAAUAUGAUCAAUGUAUUGGUUUAUAUAUUUAA
Adineta steineri is the source of this 663-nucleotide messenger RNA. The record is from the annotation of a GenBank genome assembly. NCBI's taxonomy places the organism in Eukaryota, Metazoa, Rotifera, Eurotatoria, Adinetida, Adinetidae.